CUGAAACUGGCGUCACCUUCUGUUGCUAAGUGAGAUCAAAGGCAGCUGACUGAAACUGUGCAUUUGGACUGUCGACAGCCCUUGGUUUUACCGGGAUUUUUUUUGCAACAUUGAAGCCAUUACCUUCUCUCAAGAUCCUGUUUUGAACACUGAAGAUGGAUUACCCCAAAAUGGAUUAUUUCCUGGACGUCGAGUCUGCUCAUAGACUCUUGGAUGUAGAGUCAGCACAGAGGUUCUUCUACAGCCAAGGAGCUCAAGCUCGCCGGGCGACCCUGCUCCUGCCUCCCACAUUAAUGGCGGCUUCUUCGGAGGAUGACAUAGACCGGCGGCCCAUCAGAAGAGUCCGCUCCAAGAGCGACACGCCAUAUCUCGCAGAGGCCAGGAUCUCCUUUAACCUGGGGGCAGCUGAAGAAGUGGAGAGACUGGCAGCAAUGCGUUCGGACUCACUGGUCCCGGGGACUCACACCCCGCCCAUUCGGAGGAGGAGUAAGUUUGCCAACCUGGGAAGGAUUUUCAAGCCUUGGAAAUGGAGGAAGAAGAAAAGUGAAAAGUUCAAACACACAUCAGCAGCUCUGGAAAGGAAGAUAUCGAUGAGGCAGAGCCGAGAGGAGCUGAUCAAGCGAGGAGUCCUGAAGGAAAUCUAUGAUAAAGAUGGAGAGCUCUCCAUCUCCAAUGAAGAUGACUCCCUGGAAAACGGGCAAUCCCUGAGCUCCAGCCAACUGUCUUUGCCUGCUCUGUCGGAAAUGGAGCCUGUCCCGAUGCCCAGGGACCCCUGCUCGUACGAGGUGCUCCAAGCUUCAGACAUCAUGGAUGGACCAGUGUCUGAAGAGAGUCCCUGUGCCAGUGAGUCUGGAGUCCUCCUGUCCCAAGAUCCUUCAGCCAAACCAGUUCUGUUCCUGCCCCCCAAAAAACCUGCUGCUUUCUCUGGAGACCAUGAGGAGACCCCAGUGAAGCAGCUGUCCCUUCUCAAGCAGCCCCCGGCCCUGCCUCCUAAACCCACUGCCCGGAUUGCCAACCACUUAGCAGAUCCUGGCGCCCCCGUGAAAUUGCCUUGUCUGCCAGUGAAACUGUCGCCUCCGCUACCUCCAAAGAAAGUCCUGAUCUGUAUGCCCGUAGGGGGCCCAGAGCUCUCCCUGGCAUCCUACGCGGCCCAGAAGAGCAGCCAGCAGGCCGUGGCCCAGCACCACCACACCGUCCUGCCAUCCCAGGUGCAGCAUCAGCUGCAGUACGGCGGCCACGGCCAGCACCUCCCGUCCUCCACUGGCACCUUGCCCAUGCACCCCUCAGGCUGCAGGAUGAUUGACGAGCUGAACAAGACCCUUGCUAUGACCAUGCAGAGGCUGGAGAGCUCCGAGCAACGAGUCCCCUGUUCCACUUCUUACCACAGCUCUGGUUUGCACUCAAGUGACAGUGUCACGAAAGCAGGACCCAUGGGCCUUCCGGAAAUCAGACAAGUGCCAACUGUUGUGAUUGAAUGUGAUGACAAUAAAGAAAAUGUGCCUCGUGAAUCUGACUAUGAAGACUCGUCCUGCCUGUACGCACGGGAAGAGGAGGACGAGGAGGAGGAGGAUGAUGACGAUGCCUCACUAUACACCAGCUCUCUGGCCAUGAAGGUCUGCAGGAAGGACUCCUUAGCCAUCAAACUCAGCAACCGGCCCUCUAAGCGAGAGCUAGAAGAGAAGAACAUCCUCCCCAGGCAGACCGAUGAGGAACGGCUGGAGCUCAGACAGCAGAUCGGCACCAAGCUCACCAGGCGGCUGAGCCAGAGACCCACAGCGGAGGAACUGGAGCAGAGGAACAUUCUGAAGCCUCGGAACGAACAAGAAGAGCAGGAGGAGAAACGGGAAAUCAAGAGGAGGCUGACUCGCAAGCUCAGUCAAAGGCCCACCGUGGAAGAGCUCCGGGAGAGGAAGAUCCUCAUCCGAUUCAGUGACUACGUGGAGGUGGCAGAUGCCCAGGACUAUGACCGCAGGGCAGACAAGCCAUGGACCCGCCUCACCGCUGCAGACAAAGCUGCCAUUCGGAAGGAACUCAAUGAGUUUAAAAGCACUGAAAUGGAGGUCCAUGAGUUAAGUAGACACUUAACAAGGUUUCAUCGACCUUAACAGUGGUAUUACUCUUGAGUGCUCUGCUGUCUUCAAAACAUAAAUUUAUAAGAACCAUAAGUGCUGGCAUUUGUCCACUCCCCUGUUACGAUGUAAAUCUGAACUGCCUUUUUAAAAAAAGAAAAAAAGAAAAAAGAAAAAAAGAAGCUGAAACAAAAGAGAACAUAAUCAGGAUUCUAUGUGCAGGAACGCCAUGGUGACCACCACUCAGAGUUGCUGGCACCACUUCUGCUGCGGAAAAGUGUCCCAGGCCCCAGCAGGGACCUACCUGAGGAUUGUCCAGGGCUGCCUUGUCCCCUCCAUCCAGACCCAACAGGCACCACAUCAGUUCAGUCUUCGGUGAACCUCUUCCUCACAAGGGACUGAUGCCUGAGUCCAAGGAAGCCAAGGGCAGUGGGUUUGGCAUGGGAGUGGCUAGGUGGCAGUCGUAAUCCAGCUGGCCUUCCAGACGUGGUCAGACGCACCGGCUUCAGAGGGGGGCAUCUACUUUGGAGGCCCUUGAAGAGGGCAGUGCUGGAAAGGGGGUGACCUCUCGCAGUCCCCCCCACCUUACCCUCCCACCCUCCAGCCUUGUCUUGGGGGAGCCUGUGCUGGAGUUUUGAUCAUAAGCAUGUGUACUGUGGGCAUAGGAAGCUAGAACUGAACAUCUACUCUGAUCCCCUGCCCAAACCCGAGCUGCCUUCCAGGAGACUCUGGUAGGGAUAGUGGCUUGCCUGUUCAGUUCACAUUCAUUGACCGGCUUAUGUUUGGAAAGCCGAGGGCCAUGGGUGAUCCAUUCAUAAAUGCCAUUGCUAAGGUAUGAGCUGACCAGGGGCUGGGGUCAGAAAUUCUAUGGUUCAUGUUUUUCUUUGGCCUUGUAACACACCUGGGACAGUGAUGAUGUGGCUUGGCCAUUAAUAGCUUCUGAGUACCAAUGCAUGGAGGCCAGUGCCGUGGACCAAUGUCUCACUGCCUCUGCAGAUGCCUCCACUCUUCUGGCUUGGCACUUAAGAGUUUCUGCAGAGAGAUCCAUGUCUCAGAGGCCUAGCACUGGGCCAAAAGUUACCAGCCAUGACUGUCUGUGCUGUCCCUGGCUGCUUCAGUUACCCAGAGAGAGCCCCUGUCUCCUCUCACUCUCUUUCUCUCAGGAUGUGCCUCCAGCUGCCCUGUUGAGAGGGCCCCAAUGGUUGUGUGCACACUGAGGAAAGUGCACCCCAGACCCUAAGGAGGCCUUUUGCAGCACUGUUUUCCUUCCUAAACAAGCUCACAGACCCUUGGGUGCAAAAUUCUGCCCCAACCCCUGUGGUGUGCUCGGCUUUCAGAGUCAUCAUGGUUUCAAUAGGUGAGGGCUUACUCCACAACACACCCGGGAUUUAGGAAGAUACAGGCUAGCCAAGCUUGGCUAGCCACAAAGGAGUUGUCCCCUUGUCACACUAGGUGAGGUUAUGUUGCUCUUAGUGCCUGUAGUGAGGCCAUGCAAUUCUCUGGAGCGUUCGUGGCCUGUGGCCAGUUGCUAACCCAGGAACCAGAGUUAAAGGAAAGCUUAGGUCAGCCCUACAGGUAGCACCACACAGCUGCUGCUCUCCUGGCACUGUCUGGAUGGAGCACGCCUCUGUCCAGCCCAAAGACAACUCCAUUGCUGGGUCUUUCUGUUAUGAUUUGAAUGUUCAGAGAGGUAUUCAGGGAAAAUGCGGUGGGGAUUUUUAGCGUGGCUGUAAACACAGUCUUCCCGAAAGGCUUACUGACUUUUGAAUGUGCACACAGUAGGAAGAAAAAUGCAGAAAUCUUUUCUUGAACUUCCUUAGGGUUAGAGGGUAGGCACAUGUCUGGGGUGGAGGUCCCUGCCUGGCCAGGCCUGAGGUCUGUACUUCCUCUAAGCAGCAGGUUUGCUUCGGGCUGCUGUGGUGGUCUGGCCUGACAGGCCUUCCCCAGCCAAGAAGAGCCCUAAGGAACUCCUCCUGAAAAGGCCCAUGGUUUUGCUGGCCUUGGUUCUAGGGCCCUUCUGAUUGCCUGGGGACAGAAGUCCCCACUCGGCUAUCUCCCCGCUGCCAGCCAGCGGCCUUCACUGUUCCCUUAAGCAUGCCCUGGGAUGGCCCUUCUCUCAUAUAUGGAAGAAAUUGGACAGAAUGUCCACAUCACUUCCUGCACGGCACCCUUGGGCAGAAGUCACUUACUCAGUUAGGGGUGUGCCGUGCACGUUCCUAAAAGGUCGUCUCCUUUGGGGAUUGGCUAUUUAAAGGCCACUCUACGUGGUUCUCACCACGGCUCAGCAGCCUCCCCAGCUGUAGGCUGGCACUUUCACUCUCCUUCUGAAAACCUGGAGUCUUUAGGGAGCUGUAACCACAUGUUUUUCCCACUUUAUUAGGACAACUGGAGUGACUUGAAUUGUUUCCAAAGUUGACAAUUUGACACUAAUUAGGGGGGAAUAAAAAGAGCUAGAUGGCUUAAAACAUCCGUUUCUGAAAAAGUUACAGUUUUCAAGUGAGUUCAUCUUGAGCCUAUAUGUUCCAAUCUGAGCACUGUGGAGUUCAGGUUAGCAAGAAAGGAGAAAAUGAAAUGCAUCAGACCUUAUGGUUUUCUCUCAAAAUCAGGCAUUGCUGAACCCUGUCCCAGCGUCACUUUCCUGACAGGAGGGCCUGCCACUGACAAGCUGGCUUUCUCAAAAUCUUGACCACUUCAUUCCCCAGACACCCCCUAAGCCCUGCCAAGUUUUUAGAACAUGAGCCUUUCUGCCAGAAAGAGAAACCAAACCAAGUGACAGUCAGUGUGAGGAGACGCUUCGAGUUUCUUUUUCUCCUGCUUAUGAACACGUUUGUACUUUUGGAAUGAGCUUCGUGGUGUGUCGCUUCAGAUAAAUGGGAUCCCAGGCUCUCCCUGUGCACAGCCAGCGGGCAGGGGUCUCUGAUGACUUCUUCCUCCCAUGAGUCUGUUCCUCCCAUGAGUCUGUUCCUCCCCAAGCAGGUUGCUUUCUCCAGUUGCUUCCUGGUGUCUGUACAUAGUUUGUCUUUGUAUAGGAAUGAGUGUGUGUGGUGACCGUCGAUCCAUGCCCUCCCGGGUUCUAACUUAACAGAUGAUGGCUGUAUGAGGAAGAUGCUGUACAUAGAAUAUAAAUUAAACUGGAUCUCUGUGGCCUAGGUUUUGUACAUACAGAAACUGCAUGGUAUUUAAAUUAUUGUUUCUCUCUGAUGAUGUAUGCAGUUUCUUUAAAAACAAACCAAAAAAA
Psammomys obesus (fat sand rat) is the source of this 5307-nucleotide messenger RNA. RefSeq names its product phosphatase and actin regulator 1 (gene Phactr1). The record is from RefSeq and is a predicted model, not a curated record. Lineage: Eukaryota; Metazoa; Chordata; Mammalia; Rodentia; Muridae. Gene Ontology annotation, molecular function: actin binding. The transcript is spliced from 16 exons. Bases 156 to 2105 code for a protein of 649 amino acids. Gene Ontology annotation, biological process: cell motility; stress fiber assembly.